Trypanosoma grayi is the source of this 471-nucleotide messenger RNA. RefSeq lists its product as hypothetical. Lineage: Eukaryota; Euglenozoa; Kinetoplastea; Trypanosomatida; Trypanosomatidae. Bases 1 to 471 code for a protein of 156 amino acids. The transcript has a single exon. The record is from RefSeq and is a predicted model, not a curated record.
AUGAUGCGGAAGACGCCUGUAUACGCUCUGGCCGCAACGCGCAAGGCGCUCGUCGGCAACGGCCCCACCUUCUCGACGGGUGGCGAGUGCAUGAACACAUGCGACAUCCAGAAUGCAUUCCCAAUGAACGAGCGCGGCAUUCGCUCCUCGUCGCCGUUCCAGGAGCCCAACACUGCCAUCUACGACACAUACCUCUCGUGGACGUACUUUCAGCCGAUCGACGUGGAUAUUGAGAAGCUGCCGGCCCCAGAGGCGAAGUACUACCAGCGGCACACAAAGAAGCCAUGGGACAUCUCCACAACGGAGCUUAUUGAGAUCCAGUCGCGCAAGAAGUACUUCCAGGUCUGGGGCUACCUCGUCGCCUUCAUCUACCUGUACUUCCUGAUGCCCAAGGAGAAGUCGUUCAGUGGUCUGCACGGGCCUGACGGGCACUGGGUCAUGCUGCCGAAGGCUAGGCCGGAGUUGUUUUAG